Oryza sativa Japonica Group (Japanese rice) is the source of this 2112-nucleotide messenger RNA. The record is from RefSeq and is a predicted model, not a curated record. NCBI's taxonomy places the organism in Eukaryota, Viridiplantae, Streptophyta, Magnoliopsida, Poales, Poaceae.
GUUUUAUCCUCAAAAGCCGAGCUAUCCUUAUCCCAAAACCCCUCUCGCUCCCAUUUCCGGUGUGACUCUGGCCACGAUGGCCACCCCCUCCACCUCCGCCUCCGGCCCCGCCCCCGCCCCAGCGCCGGCCUCCUCCGCCUUUCCCCUCACCGCCGCCGCGCGUUUCCUCCGCGUCUCUGCCUUCUCCAGCACGCGCGCUUUCGCCCUCGCUGAGCGGCGCCGCACUCCGCGGUGCCGGCUAUCCGAGGUGGGAGGCGGCGACCGCUCGGUAGCCGCUGGCCGCUCACCCGGCCCCCGUUCCUUCCACGGUCUCGUUCUCUCCGGCAAUGCAGAAGGAGCCAUGCAAUCUCUUAGAAGAGAGCUAAGUUCUGGGAUGCACCCUUUACGCGAAAACUUUGUGGCUUUAGUCCAUGUUUUUGCCAAGAAUGAUCUUACUACCAAGGGCAUGGAGAUUCUUGCAGCUAUGGAGAGGCAGAGCAUCAAAAGUGAAGCGGAUACUUUUCGUCCAGCAAAAAUACAAGAAGCUUUUGGCAUGAGGAGAUGCAGCAAAUCGCUGCUGCAACUUGGUACACUUCCAUGUUGCACUAUGGCAUGGUUAAGUUUUGCACAAACAGCACAGGCUAGUGAAGGAACAAAUAUAAACAUGGUUUAUGAGGUUGGGGAGCUAUUUGAGCUUGGAAUUCAGUUGUCUUAUCUUCUCAUACUACUUGGUCUUCUUGGAGCUGGUACAUUUUUUGUCAUUCGUCAAGUUCUUGUCCGUAGAGAGCUUGAUCUUUCUGCCAAAGAGUUGCAGGAACAAGUGAGAAGUGGUGAUGCAAGUGCUACUGAGUAUUUUGAGCUUGGAGCAGUCAUGCUACGGAGAAAAUUUUACCCUGCUGCUAUCAAAUAUCUACAGCAAGCAAUCCAAAAAUGGGAUAGAGAUGAGCAAGAUCUUGCACAGAUGCAAUCUCUUAGAAGAGAGCUAAGUUCUGGGAUGCACCCUUUACGCGAAAACUUUGUGGCUUUAGUCCAUGUUUUUGCCAAGAAUGAUCUUACUACCAAGGGCAUGGAGAUUCUUGCAGCUAUGGAGAGGCAGAGCAUCAAAAGUGAAGCGGAUACUUUUCGUCCAGCAAAAAUACAAGAAGCUUUUGGCAUGAGGAGAUGCAGCAAAUCGCUGCUGCAACUUGGUACACUUCCAUGUUGCACUAUGGCAUGGUUAAGUUUUGCACAAACAGCACAGGCUAGUGAAGGAACAAAUAUAAACAUGGUUUAUGAGGUUGGGGAGCUAUUUGAGCUUGGAAUUCAGUUGUCUUAUCUUCUCAUACUACUUGGUCUUCUUGGAGCUGGUACAUUUUUUGUCAUUCGUCAAGUUCUUGUCCGUAGAGAGCUUGAUCUUUCUGCCAAAGAGUUGCAGGAACAAGUGAGAAGUGGUGAUGCAAGUGCUACUGAGUAUUUUGAGCUUGGAGCAGUCAUGCUACGGAGAAAAUUUUACCCUGCUGCUAUCAAAUAUCUACAGCAAGCAAUCCAAAAAUGGGAUAGGGAUGAGCAAGAUCUUGCACAGGUAUACAAUGCCCUGGGAGUCAGCUACAAGCGAGAUAACAAACUUGACAAGUCGAUCCAGCAAUUUGAGAAGGCUGUUGAGCUUCAGCCAGGCUAUGUGACAGCUUGGAACAACCUCGGGGACGCAUAUGAGCAAAAGAAAGAUCUGAAGUCUGCGCUCAAGGCAUUCGAGGAGGUACUCCUAUUUGAUCCAAACAACACGGUCGCCAGGCCACGCCGAGAUGACCUAAAGCAGCGUGUGGGCAUGUACAAGGGAGUCCCAGUGAAGUCAGAAAAACGAUAGGUCCUGUGAGUAUGUGUUAAGGGGGGCGCGCUUGUGUGUGUUAGUGUGGUGUGCAUUUGUGCAUAAUUGUGCGCGCAACAUGUAAUUGGGGAAAAGUAGAAAAGCAGUAGGCUCAGAUCUCAAAUUUGUGCAAAAUCUUUGUUUCCUCAAUUUUGAACGGUAGUAUAUGUUUUAAUUAGCAACGGCUAGCUGCGUAGGAUAACUAAGGAUGUACAUGGUUGACAAGCCUAACAUUAUUACUACGUUCAUUUAUCAACAAUCGCAUGGAUUUAAGAGUUUGCACAAGACAA